AAACACGCAUUUGUUAGUGCUGAAGUAGGUGAACGACAUUAUUUGGCGUGAAUUUGGUUUGCAGAUUGAUUUUGAUUUGUGUGAUGUCUUGAAGAGCCUUAACAACUGUCAUUAUGUCCGACGAAGAAGAUACAACGAUUUUACUAAGUGGAAAAAAAGAGGGAAGGGAAAAGUCUGUGACUGUUACACCUCCGCCGGUAAUAAUAAAAAGCAAUAAUAAUGCAGUCACAGACAAAUCUCAGAGCCAUGCCAUCCUUGCUUCGUCAGUGGCGAUGCUGGGAGGCUUGGCGUUUGGUUAUGACAUAGGAUCAAAUGACAGUAUUCUUCACGAGAUGGAACUUUCGUUUAGACUGACAUGCCUUCAGCAGCAUAUGACAUUCAAUAUGUGGCUUGUAGGAGCCGCAAUGGCAUCUGUUUUCGGCGGUGUACCCGUUGACAGACUUGGUCGGCGUUGGAGCACUGUAUGUGCAAACAUAAUGCUGAGUGUUGGAUCAGCCGUCUCUAUACUCUCAUCUUCAUAUGCAAUGUUGUUAUGUGGGCGCCUGGUUGCAGGUUUUGGUGGAGCACUGUCAGCAGUUGCUCUGCAUGUUUAUUUAGCAGAAUUGGCUACUCCUGUGUCCCGGGGGAAGCUUGUACAGGCCUUCCAUCUGGGGGCAGCAGCCGGCAUAGUCCUGGCUGGCAGUGUCGCAGGUGGUGGUGUGCACUGGCUGGCAGCAGCGAGCUUAGGUAUUCUCCCACCACUCGUUGCUGCGGUGCUGGCCGUUCGUCUGCCUCCGUCUCCUCACUUCACCAUUUUGCGGCAUGUUGCCGGAGACCCCAGCACUAGAGGGUCAAGUAGUUCAGUGGCAGCAGCUGGGAGCCUGCUCGAGACACUAGCUUUGGCAUUGGUUUUGGUGUCUGUGGUGCAGUUUUCCGGACACUCAUCGGUGGCAUUGUACACUCGUCGUCUUUUUGCCCUGCUUGGUGUCUGCAGUGAAAGCGCAGGAGUUGUCACCGAUAUUACCAUAGGCAUCGUGAAGGUAUGCUUCACUGGCAUGUCAGUGUGCUUGGUGGAUAGAAUUGGACGACGUCCUGCUCUGCUAGUGGCUACAACAUGUGCAAUGUUAUCAGUUGCUCUGCUUGGUGCUUUCUCAGCAUAUGGUGGCUCAUCAACAAGCUGGACAAAUCCAUGCAAUGCAGUCCCUUCCAUUUCCUCUCAGCCUCAACUCAUUCAGUACAGUGUCGGUGAAGUUGUGGCUCCAGACUUACCGACAGGUUCACCACCACCCUUCCCCAUGCUCCCGACACCAGUGCCUCUCAUUGCAGAACCAGCACCACGCUGCAUGCAACAUGAAGCCCAGCCACCUGCAGCUGCUCAUGUGCUGGCAAUCUUAUCAGCACUAUGCUACCAGGCAGCAUAUGCUUUUGGACUGGGACCUGUGACAUGGCUGUUACUGGCAGAACUCUUUCCGGCCACCACCAAGGGCCGCGCUUUAGCACUCACAGCUGGAGUUUACUGGUUGGAUGACUUCAUUGUUCGCUCAACAUUUUCCAGUAUGGUUGAGUCCCUUUCAGUGGCUGGAACAUUCCUACUCAAUAGUGUUGUGUGCAUGAUGGGAGUUUUACUGAUAUUUUUGUUUGUACCAGAAACUAAAGGCAAAUCUUUGCAUCAGAUUGCACAAGAACUGAAGAAUGUGUCCCCCAAAACACGAAUGUACCAAAAUCUCCAUGGUCUGCCAUGCUUAAGUAAUAAUGAGUGGCUUCUGCACAAAUCAAGACAGUAUCGUCAAGUUUCUCAUUCUGGAAUGGAGAGCACAGUAAUUUGAAGAUAUAUAUUGUAAUUUAUUUUAUUACCACUUGCAGCUUUGAACACAAUGACAGCAUAUGACUUUAUAUGGCUUCAUAAUGUUUGGCAGCUUAUUUGACUUUUGUAACUUCUGUCAAAGUGUAGAGAUCCUCAGGACAGUGAGAUGCAAAAAUACAUGCUAGGAAACCCCCCAGCAAAGCUGUCACAUUAGGCCUUGUAUUGCUGAGAUUUGAAAAAGCUGCAUCCCAAAGGUCAUAACACCUGAAGGUUAGCUGAAGCUGUUGGUCACAAUUACUUGAGAAACACAGAAUAAUAAAAACGUAAUGACAGUUGUAUCACACAAUGUGGUAGUGACAUAAUGGUAAAUCCAAGUUCAGAAUGCACAAAUAAGGGCUUUCUCUUUGGGGGUUACACUGUGUUCCUAAAGUAGACUUGAAAAUAGAUUUGGAAAUUAAUCAUGUUCUUUCAGGAUUAAUAUAGUAAGUUUCCCAUUAAUACAACUAUUCAUCGAAUUUUGCGAUGGAACUCUACUACUAAGGCCGAAUCUUUUACUGAAGUAGUAGUGCAUUGUAUUCAAAAUUCUCUCUUGGCUCUCGAAUAAUAUCAACAUUAUUCCUGAUGCUACACAUUAUUAAUAUCCUGUCAUUAUGUUACAUGCUGGUAAUUCAUAGACAGUUUGAACAUACUGAUCUGCUCCUAUUACUGGGCUUAUGUAACAUGAAUUGAACCAGUUGACAUUCUCUCUAAUCAUAUUUAAAACAAUUGCACCAAUUUUGUAUGUAAAUGAUGUACACGUUCCUGCGUAUUAUACUGAGGUAACUGUUUCUUCCCCUUAUAAACUAGUUUUGUAAAAUGUUUGUCUUGCUGUACAUUUCAACCUUUAUGUAUUAGGCAUAUCCUGAACUUUGUGCUUCCUGUCAGAAGGGCAAGUAACUUUUAUGUAAUGUAAAUAUUUUUCUCAUACUCACUGUAAACAAGUUUAUACUAUGACACAUUUUGACGUGGUCAUUCAUCAAGUAACUUUAUUCACUAUUGCACACUGCCUCAUCAAUACUGCUUUAAGAAUGUAACUUUUGUGUUUAUAAUGUUUUUCUUUUUCAUUUUAUACUGGAAAUAUAAAAGUAUUGUAGAAUGUAAGGAGAUAUUUGCUUCAGCUUUAACAUUACUUUAAUUAAAUUUUAAGACUUUAAUUAUAUUUUAAGUUUUGUGAAAAUAUUUUAGACCUCUUGUUUGUAUUUAGUCAGCAGUGUGUUAUUUUAAAUAAUUGCUAAGUGAUGUACAAGUUUCUCAUAGAUGAAUAUUUAAAAAAAAAUCUGUUGGGUCUUAAACAGAUAAUAAGAGUUGUCUUGCUUCAGUUUAGUCAUAAAAGAAUUUCAUUUAUAGAUGCAGAUUCCAGCAGAUACAAGUCACCCUUUCUAGGAACUGUUCUUUGCUUAGUCAAGAAAACAAAUUUAGAAAAAUAUAAUUUUGUACUAUAAAGUUAACUAUGUUAGUUAGCUUAACAUUUCCUAAAUAUUUAUGAUGGUAUAACCUUUGUUCUCUUAUAACUUUAUCAAUUAUUCCAACAUUUUGUCAGUGUAAUGCCUUUUGACUCAAUUUUUAGUGUUGUGUACAGAAAUUUUUUACCUUUAAAUGUCGGACCAUUUUCAGUAGCUCUGUGUGUGUGUGUGUGUGUGUGUGUGUGUGUGUGUGUGUGUGUGUGUGUGUGUGUGUGUGUGUGUGUGUGUGUGUGUGUGCGUGCACGAGUGAAUGCACACUUACAUUUUCUUUACUGCUUUUAUUAUUUAUGAACUGUAUUUUGCUACAUCCAGCUGCCUUAACUGUACCGGCUUCUCUUUUUCAUUUGAUAAUCAAGCAGGUGGUAAAGUUGUUGUGUCAGGGGUUUUAUAGAAUUGUGAAGAGAAAAACAAGGUGAUGAUUUGAAUGUUAUUAGAAAUUCCACAUACAGAUUGUGCUCAUUGCUCAACAGGUCCUCUCAUUCCUUCCUUUUCUGCAAAUAAGUAAUGUAAUUUUUCAUUAUCAUGCACAAAUAUCCAGACUUAGUAUACCACAGAGCUCUGUAGUUCUCAUUUUUUAAAUAGUUGUUGGCUGUAACUAACAGUCAAGACCUUGUUAGUAUUUAGAAAAUACAAAGUUUACAAGUUACUCCAAUGCAAUAGGUGGAGUGAGCCUUGGCUGGUGCAUGUAUGAAUCUGUAUUUGAUAUUUAUAUGUGAUGCAUUGUAAACAGUCUGGAAUCUCAGAAUUUAGUGAAUUCCUGCAAACAAUAGAUGUGGCAUUUCUACAGUAAGUUACAUCUGGUCUCCUCAGGUAUCUGAAAAUUUUAUCUAUUAGUUUGAGCAAGUUGUUAUUUAUUCAGUAAGUACAUUACGUAUCAUAAUAGAGGAAAGUACUUCAGGAACAUGAAAAAUACACAUCAACCUAUCACCAAAUCAGACAAAGUAGGGACACAAAAACAGUUAAGGACAAUAAAAUUCCCUAUGUUCUAUAUAAACUGUUUCACUACCAGCAUUUGUAACAAGGUAAAUUUCAUAAGAACAUUUCAGGACGAUCUUCAUCGUAUAUGUACGGUAUAGCAAAUGAAUGCACCGGAAGAUCAGGUAGCUACUGUUCAAUAAUUAUGAGCAACAGUCCAACUAUAAAUCAUUGGACUGUGACAAAUGGAACUUUGUCAGUCAGUGAGUCUUGCAUGCAAUUUGAAUCCCUCUCAUACAAUCAGUAAAUAUACAGAAUGAAACUUGCACAAAAUAGAGAAGAACAAAACUUUGCUAAUCAGUUUAAAAUGUGGUAGCUUACUAAGAACCAGACACAGGGUAAGGUUUGGACAGAGGGGAUGGGGGGCAGACUCCAUUGCCUGCUGAGACUUUUAGGAUUGCUACCUACCAUGUAGAAGAUACGUCAAGUUGCAGACAGGCACAAUUAAAUGAUGCUUACAUAAAGCUUUUGGCCACAGCCUUCAUCAGUAAAUGAGAGACAUACACCAUUGGCACACACUAGCAAGCAUAUCUCGUGCACAAAUGACCGCCAACUCAGUCUUUUGUUGUCUUGCAGAAUAGGCAACAACUAUCCAAGAACGACCAGACUGUUGUCUUUUCCUUGCAGCUUCGCCUGUGCGUGCAUUCAAGACAUAUUGAUGAACACACGUCCUCCUCCUCUCCCUCUCUGUGUCCACCUCUUCCUGCCUCUGUUUGUCCAUAAUUAUUUUGUUUCUAAAAUAUACAGUAAUGAUGAAUUUGUGAUGAUAGAUUUGUGUAGUAUGUUUUGUAUUGAUUUUUGUGUUUACCAACAGUUCAGUUUUCUAUGGCCUUCAGUACUGAUCUUCAGCAGUGUAGUGGGAUACUCAUUCUCUGAAGCCAGUUGUGUAAAUAUUUUAUCUUUCAGUGGAGAAAAAACUGUAUUCAAUGAAGAUGUACAAGCAACAAAACUGAUCACUGAAAAUUUUCAUUUCAUACAAUAUGUCCAAGAGUAGUAAAUAUAAUUCUGUAACUGAAACAGUUGUAUGAAAAAAACUCAACCAUUCACUACAUAGCUGAACACUGUACCACGCACUCGUGUGUGUGAGAACAUAAUGUUAACUGUGGGAAUAUGUUUGCAAUGGUAAAAAAUUAUGAACAAUAGUUACAGUAAUCGAAAUGUGUUUAGUGCCAAACUGCUAGUCAGCACUACCUCUGUAAGAUGAGUGUUUCAGCUACAGAAUUAAAUUAUCCCUGUUUUACACAAUUGUCAACAAAGGAAUUCGCAGUGCUACAAAUUAUUGCUUUCCAUGAUGUAACCAUGUGAUUAUAAAGUUUGAUCUAUCACUUAAGUGCAGAAGACAAGAAUCCAGUUUGUUAAAACAUGAAUGUUCAAGAAACAGAGCAUUAUUUGAAAUCUCAUUAACAGUUACUAUUAAAAUCACAUUUUUAAUUAUAAAACAGUGAGAAGUCCAGUUUGGAGUAUCAUCAGUUAUGAAAAGCAUAGACUGCUACACACUGUAAAGAUGACACAUUGAGCUGCAGACAAGCACAGUGGAAAGUCUGUUACAGACACAGACUGAGCUUUUGGCCAAAGCAUUCAGAAAAGAAUGAGAAACUCACAUUCACACAAACAGGCGCACCUCAUACAAACAUGACCACUAUCUCCGCUGCUUUGACCACACUACAGCUGUUGCAUUGAACGAAAGCAGUUAAGGGGGAGGGGUAGCAGGGUAUAGGUAGGGGGUGAGAAGGUGUUGUUUGGCAGAGCAUGCAGACGCUAGAAAGCAGCAGGAAAAGUGUGGGAGGUGCAGCAUUGGGAGCUUGUAGGUGGAGGGGGGGGGGGGGGGGGGGGAAGACUGGUGGGAGCAUUGGCAGAGAGAAGCACACAGUGAGAUUGGGGGAUGUGAAUUGGGAGAAGGUGAUUGGACAGAGGGGAUGGAAAUUGCUGGAUGGAAGGCGUGGUGACAAUAGUUUAUCGUAGGUUGAGGCCAGGAUAAUUUCGGGGGCAGGUACUGUGUUGUAAGGAUAAAUUCCAUCUGCACAGUUCAGAAAAGAUGGUGGUGGAUAGGAGGAUGCAAAUGGUUCAAGGUGUCAAGCAGCCAUUGAAAUCAAGCGGUGUCAAACAGGCACAUUAUGUUCAGCUGCAGUUGUGUCUCAGGAUGUUCCACUGUGGUCUUAGGCACAAUUUGGAGGCAACAACCAUUGUCCAUCAGUAUGAAUAACACUGCCAAACUGUGGCCAAGAGCAAGUGGCACAACAUGCAACUGAACAUAGCAUGCUUGAUUUCAAAGGCUGCUUGACAACCUGGGCCAUCUGGAUCCUCCUCUCCACCACCAGGUUUUCUGAAGUGCACACAUGGGAAUUAUCCUUAGAACACACUCACAGCUCUCGAAGUUAUCAUGGACUCAACCUAUGAUAACAUACGCUCCCCAACCCUCCACCCAACAGUUUCUUCCCCCUUUGUCCUAUCACCUCCAAGCAACUCGUAUUCCCCUUCAUUGCACGCUAUUGCCAGUUCCCCAGUCUUCUCUUACCGCUUUCUAGACCAUGCGUGCUCCGCAGAUAACACUCUUUUCUCCUUCCACCCGUACCCUGCUAUCCCUCUCCCUUUCCUGCCCCACUCAAGACUGCUGCUUUCAUUCAACACAACAGUUGCAGUUGGGCCAGAGUGAUUGGAAAUAGUGGUCAUGUGUGUGUUAGAUGUGCCUGCUUGUGUUUUCCUUUCAUUUCUGAACAAGGCUCUGGAGGAUGCUCAGUGUGUAACAGUCUUUUUUUUCUUAUUCCUGUCUGCAACUCAAUGUUUCAUGUUUGUGGCAAAUCGCAAUCUGGACUUUGUUGAUAUUUUUAGUUGUGGUUGAACUCACUUUGUUUACCAUCAGUUAAUUACAUACAGGUAAUUGUUAAGGUCUGGUAAGAUAUUAAAUGCCCACAACCAGCAUGUUUGCAAUACCUCUCUCUCACCCCCCCCCCCCCCCCCCCGCCCCCUUUUCCUUUUCUCCACUCCCUUCCAUACGCCAGGGGAAACUACUCUCCGAAGAAUGAUAUAUAUUCGUUAGUGAGAAGGGAAAUAAUUUCAACAAACAUAAAGGGGGUUAUGUAUGAAACGGGACUCUUCGUAUUCUAGAUUUUAUUUAUUCAUUUGGCACAGCCUAGACAGAGGAUAGCUAAAACGAAUAUUGAUUUAGUUCCUGAGGGUUGCUUUCAGUCUGCAAAGAAUAGUUUUAUUACUCAUGAGUAGUCGGUCUCUAUAGCUUAGUUCAUUGAUAAUUUUUACCUACCUGUCUCAGUUGUUUGAAAUGUGUAGUUGUGAAGUCUCACGUCCGUUACUGUAAAGUGUCAGUUUUAUUUAAUUCAUUUUAAUAUUAAGUAAUGUUUCUCAUAAGUUUUAUAGAAAUGUUCCUGUAGAAGAAAGGGUAUUUUGAAGUUCCAUGACAGACUUGUAUUUUAGAGUUUCAAUGUACAUUCUGUAAUUACUUUCAGCAAAGCUAUGCAUAUAAGCCAUAAAAUAUUUUAUACUAAAUCAGUUACUAUAUAUUGUCUGUAUUCUUCUCUGACUCGCAUUUAAUAAGUAUUUAAUGUUAUUUACUGUUGUGAAAAAAAAAUAAUGCUCUUAACUGCCCCUUCAUGCUUAAUAUUUUAAUUUAUAGACAAAGUGAAUGCACCGAUUAGAGCUCUUAUAGUAACUUUUUAUAGAUAUUUUGUAUUUCACAUGAGCUUGACAAUAUGUCCUUUCAUUAUACAGCAUCAUUGCACAGUUUUUAACAUGUAUGCAAAGGUAAAUUAGGAUGCAUAUUAAAAAUAAUACUGGAUACAAAUAAAAAUAACCAAUCAGAUGAAAUUCUACUUAAAAACUCGUAUUUAGGAGACAGUAAUACUUAAUUUCUGCUGCAAGUGAAUUUGUGCUCCAAGUGAAUGAUAGAGAUUAUUGCCUGCAAUGUAAACAUAGUUUUUAUGACUAUUACACAGUGUUAUUCACCAUUUUCAUCCACUCAAUAAAACAACAGUUAAAGUUAAAACCUAAAAUAUGUUGUUUAACAUAAAGGAAAAUGUGAUAACGGUGCUUGAAAAAUUUUCCUUUUGUUACAUCAAAUAGUUCUAUUUCUGGUGGUUAAUUUUUUUGCAAUUUUAAUCAUGAUGUAAAUAUUUAAUAUUGAAUCAAACUGGGCUUUGAAUUUAAAGAACUCGAAAGGGCUGCCUGACUGUGUUGAUAUUUCUAAUGAAAUAAUAUUUUUUUAAUAAAACUUUCUUUCUGAUAUGGUUGUGAAUAAGGAUAAAGAGGUUGUGCCAUAAUCAAAUGGAUGUGCUAUGCUGAGUUGUUUCCAGUUGUGGCACCGUAUUUUUAUAUUUGUUUUAUACAUAAAAAAGAAAAUACUUAAUUUUUCUGGAGCAACCACACAAAAUUCUUGAUUCAUGGCAAUAUUCCCAUGUUGUAAUAAAUGCAAUUGGCAGAUGAAAAACCUUAUAUUUUGUGCUUCUCAAUUUUGGUUGUGUAUUGACAGUUGUUAUUUGAACUCACAAUAUAAUUGUUGCUUAAUUGUAUUUCAGUAACAGUGACAUUUAUUGUACAUAUGAAUAUCAUGUUUUGAA
Messenger RNA from Schistocerca piceifrons (Central American locust), 8828 nucleotides. Its product is annotated as solute carrier family 2, facilitated glucose transporter member 10-like. Gene Ontology annotation, molecular function: transmembrane transporter activity. Lineage: Eukaryota; Metazoa; Arthropoda; Insecta; Orthoptera; Acrididae. Bases 114 to 1805 code for a protein of 563 amino acids. The record is from RefSeq and is a predicted model, not a curated record. Gene Ontology annotation, cellular component: membrane. The transcript has 7 exons. Gene Ontology annotation, biological process: transmembrane transport.